CCAUUUAAACCAAGAUUCGCUGGAAUCUUGAGCAUGGUUUUUUUCCGUGUGGGCUUUGCCCGCAGGGCCUUGGUUCAAUCCCGUCCCUUGCCGAUGCUUGGGAAGAUUCGUUGCUUCGCUUCAUCACAAGAAGUUGCUAAGCCAACGCCGCUUCAGAUGCGCAGGCUUUUUGUGAUCUCAGCAGUUCCUUUCAUUGCGUUCGGUAUUGUGGAUCAAAGUGUAUUGCUCUACGCAGGCGAUGCGAUUGACAAUACUUUAGGCGUGGCUUUAGGCCUACCAACGCUUGCGGCUGCGGCUAUGGGUCAAGUACUGAGCGAUACCUGUGGUGUUGCAUUUGGUGGUACAAUCGAGGCAGCCGCCUUGAAACUUGGUUUGCCCUUGCCAGGCCUGACGGAUGCACAGCAGAGACUUGGGAGUGUCAAACGGAUCUCCACGCUUGGUGGAGUUUGUGGCGUAAUCCUGGGUUGUUUCAUCGGUAUGGGCAACUUGUUGCUUAUAGACUUGAAAGCAGCUGAACGAGCAAAAAAAGAGAAAGAGUUAGCCAAGAUCAUGAAGACGGUAAUGGAAGAGGGUCGGGAAAUCCUGAAUUGCGAUCGCGCAACGUUAUGGGCUGUGGAGGAAGAUGUCAACGAGUUGUGGAGCACCUUUGCAGUUGGAAUUGAGGGCAUCAUGCGGAUAGCAAAAUCAGAGAACAGCUUGGCUGGCUGGGUUGCUUGUAACAAUGAAGUGGUAAACGUUCCCGAUGUCCAGCAGGAUCCCAGAUGGACCAAGACAGCCAAGGCAAAGUACACGACAAAAUCCAUGCUUUGUGCACCCGUGGUCCAGGAAGGAAAAGUUGUGGCUGUGAUUCAGCUGUUGAACAAGCUUGCAGAGGAUGGCGAAAUUAUUCCGUUCGAUCAAUCAGAUGAAAGGGCUUUGAAGAUGAUGGCAAGCCACACGGCCAUGUUCAUGUCGCAGCUGUCUUGA
Messenger RNA from Symbiodinium pilosum, 966 nucleotides. Lineage: Eukaryota; Dinophyceae; Suessiales; Symbiodiniaceae. The record is from the annotation of a GenBank genome assembly.